UUUUGAAUCGUGUUAAUAAAUUGUUGCAAGCAAUUAAAUGCAAUUUUUCUUUUAAUUAAUUAAUUAAUUUAGUGAUUUAGUUGGCGUUGGCGACUGCGUAACAAUUGUGCCAACCGCCAUCGAAAAUCUAAAAAAAUGACAUAACCUCAAUUUUAUUAUUACUCUUACAAUAACUUGCAACAUAUUACGUGAAACUAUCGAACUAAAACAAUUUAAAUCUCUGCAGCUACCUCUUAUAUACCUUUAUUAAAGACCAAUAUGACACUGCAAGCCGAAUUCCAAGCCGUAGUCCUAGCAGCUGGCAAGGGUUCUCGAAUGCCUGAAAUAACAUCAGGCAAACCCAAAUGCUUGCUACCAGUCGGAACGAAGCCCCUCGUGUGGUAUCCCCUUUACAAGCUACAACAGUCGGGUUUCACAGACGUAAUACUAGUCGUUCUCGAACAGCAAAAAAGCGAAAUUCAGAGCGUUCUCGAUAAAACCGAGCUUGAGAUUAAAAUCGAGUAUUUCCCGAUCAGCGGUAAGGAGGAUCUUGGAACUGCGGACUCGUUGCGGAUGCUCCAUGACCGGCUAAAAUCGGACGUGCUGGUGGUUUCGUGCGAUUUAGUCUCAGACGUUAGUCUGAAAGGUGUUUUAGACGUGUUUAGAAUGCACGACGCGUCAGUCGCUUCGUUGUUUUUCCAUUCUCAAGGUGGAGACGGUUUAGUGGUUCCGGGACCCAAAUCCAAACAUAAACCAGAGCGCGAUUUGGUAGGAAUCGACGUACAAACUAACAGAUUGGUAUUUUUAGCAUCUGCAAGCGAUUUUGAAAGCGAGCUAUCGUUACCACGUGCCCUUCUCAAAAAACAUACCCAUAUUAAAAUGUAUAGUAAUCUUGUUGAUUCUCAUAUUUAUGUUUUGAAAAACUGGGUGGUUAAGUAUUUGAAUAGUCAGCAGAGUUUUUCGACUAUUAAAGGCGAGCUGUUGCCGCAUAUUGUUAAAAAGCAGCUGUCUAAACCCCCAAAGGUGACUGAGGGUAAAUCAGUUCUUAGUAAUUUUGAUAGCGAGGAUAUUUUUAAUUUUGCGAAAGAGGACGAAUUUAGUAUCGCGAUAAGAGAAACGUCGUCUUUUAAUGAUCACUCUGGUGAUUUUAGAGGUACUUAUCAUGGUGAUAGUAUUAGGUGUUAUGCGGUGGUGGCACCAAAAGACUGUUAUGGGGUUAGAGUGAACACUCUUCCAAGUUAUUGGACUGUUAAUAAUAAGGUCAACGAGAAAUGGGAUAAAAUCACUAAUGGCUUAAGUCUAGCGUUGAAACACCCCAAAAUUGAAAAUAAGUCAUCUCAAGUUGAUGAUAAAUGCGUUAUUUGGGAAGGAGCCAAGUUGAAUGAAAAGACUUCCUUUAAAAAUUCUGUGAUUGGGAGCAACACAGAAGUGCAUAGUUUUUCUCGCGUUUUUAAUAGCAUUGUUAUGAAUAAUGUUACAAUUAAGGAAAAGGUGGCGCUGGAAAACUGCAUAGUUUCAGAUGGUGCAACUAUAGAAUCUGGGUGCCAGAUUAAGGGUUGUUUGAUUGGUAGCAACCACACGGUACCAGAACAGUCUGAACACAGUCAAGAAGUUUUAACAGACACUGACCGCUUAAUGGAGUUUUAAUUGAAUUCAAAUUAUUUAAAUAUAUUUUUUUAUAUAACAUAAUGCGCUUUUUACAUAGGUAACUAUAACAUGUAAAUAAAUCUAUUAACAACUAAA
Messenger RNA from Zophobas morio, 1722 nucleotides. RefSeq names its product translation initiation factor eIF2B subunit gamma (gene eIF2Bgamma). The transcript is spliced from 4 exons. The record is from RefSeq and is a predicted model, not a curated record. NCBI's taxonomy places the organism in Eukaryota, Metazoa, Arthropoda, Insecta, Coleoptera, Tenebrionidae. Gene Ontology annotation, cellular component: guanyl-nucleotide exchange factor complex; eukaryotic translation initiation factor 2B complex. Gene Ontology annotation, molecular function: translation initiation factor activity; guanyl-nucleotide exchange factor activity. The coding region runs from base 259 to 1626 and encodes 455 amino acids. Gene Ontology annotation, biological process: biosynthetic process; cytoplasmic translational initiation.